Messenger RNA from Ictalurus furcatus (blue catfish), 6746 nucleotides. RefSeq lists its product as uncharacterized. Gene Ontology annotation, cellular component: nucleoplasm; cytosol. The coding region runs from base 560 to 2443 and encodes 627 amino acids. Gene Ontology annotation, molecular function: protein binding; cytoskeletal adaptor activity. Gene Ontology annotation, biological process: plasma membrane organization; actin crosslink formation; positive regulation of actin filament polymerization. Lineage: Eukaryota; Metazoa; Chordata; Actinopteri; Siluriformes; Ictaluridae. The transcript has 15 exons. The record is from RefSeq and is a predicted model, not a curated record.
CCGAGUGAAGGAGAGAGAGAGAGAGAGAAAGUGUGAGCAAGGGAAAAAAAGAAAGAAAAGAGGGAUGAACACCAAAUGCGUCCUUUCUCCUCACGAAAGUGCACUAGAUAGUGUUCAAAUAGAUGCUUGAGCACAGAGUUCCCUACGUGGUGCACUAUAUGUUCAUUUAGGACGCGAGUCUGAAGUGUGUGUGUGUGAGAGACACACACACAGAGAGAGAGAGAGAGAGAGAACAUUGUCCGGCGCUCGCGCAUGAGAGAGAGAGAGACGUGGUGUAGCGCGCGGGUUUACAGUGGCACAGCGCUCGCGCAAACAAUUUCAAUGUGUUUUCAUCACUUAUUAAGUAAUUUGUUUUAAUUGGAUGAGCGCGUGAACACAAGCGCGCGGCAGCGGGAAGAACAGAGAUUUUGGAGCACGAGGGAGGGGAAAGAAGAAAAAGAGAAGAGAAGAAAAGAAAAGAAAAGAAAAGUGAAGUGGAUGCAAGCUGAGACGGUGGGCGUGGCUUCAUAGUAACGUCCCAGGUUGUGUUCAGGGGAAUCGUGCGAGCGACCGUGAUACGAUGUCGAGAUCUGACGAGGUGAACAAAAUGACAGAAAACGUCUACAAGGGCAUCCUGGAGCAAUUUAACCCCAGUUUGAAGAACUUUGUCACCAUGGGGAAACACUAUGAGAAAGCGCUGACAGGAGUGACUGUCGCAGCUAAAGGCUACUUUGAUGCGCUGGUUAAACUGGGAGAACUGGCCAGUGACAGCCAGAGCUCGAAAGAACUGGGUGACACGCUGUUCCAGAUGGCCGAAGUGCACAGACAGAUCCAGGUGCAGUUAGAGGACGUGCUGAAGUUGUUUCACUCUGAACUCCUCUCUCAGCUGGAACAGAAGCUGGACCUGGAUAUUAAAUUCCUCACCGCGACGCUGAAGAAGUACCAGAGCGAGCGGCGGUCGAAGGCGGAGUCGAUCGAACGCUGCCAAUCGCAGCUGAAGAAACUGCGCAGGAAAAGUCACGGCAGCCGCCACCCGAAUAAAUACGGAGACCGAGAGAUGCAGUUUGUGGAGCUGAUGAGUCGCAGGCAGACGGAGUUGGACUCUCUGGUGGCAGUGGGUUAUCGCUCGGCUCUCACCGAGGAGAGGAGGAGAUACUGCUUCUUGGUGGACCGCCAGUGCUCCGUCGCCAAGCUGCUCAUAAACUACCACAGCAAGGUGCGCGAACUCCUGUCGCAGAAGCUGUCGUCGUGGCAGCAGUCAUGCUCCCAGCCUACCAAAUUACCAGAGCGGGCGUUGAACCUGCUGCGUCACACGGCCCCUCCGGGUGCAGGGGCUUCUGGGAUAGCGGAAGUCCUCCGACACACUAAACUGGGCUCGGCUCAGUCUGGAGAGCAGAGGCUGUCCGUACAGGAAGUCCCGCCCCUUCUGAAUGGCGAGUCCGGCAGUCGCACCCAGCAGCAGCACGGCGGAUCGUCUGUCUCGUCCGAUCCCCCACUUCGCACCCUCUCCACCCACAACACCAGCACGGCUUCUAGCCCCGCCCAUCCACAGACUACCUCUGUGCUGUCAGGAAGUGUUACAGGCGUGCUUUCUCCUGCUUCUGGUUCUGCAUCUCUGUCUCUUAGCCCCGCCUCUGCUUCAUCCCUUAAUUCUCUGCAAGGCCUGGCUCCGCCAUCUAACGCCCCCCACACUCCUCCAUUGCCCCAUAGUGCACCUUUGUCUCGUGCCCUCACACCGGUGCCACCGUCUGCCUUCUCUCCUCCGGCCCAUAACCCUCUGCUGCUCAGGGCCACCGACAUCUACGCAACCUCCACACUGCCGUUACCAAGGAAACAGCCGAACGAGUUGCGGACAGGAUUUAUGGGCUCCACCCUACCCCGUGUGCUCCCACUCUGUCCUCCUCUCCGUGUGGAGGCGCUGUUCGCUCACUCGCCCAGCUCUACUGACAGGGCAGAAAAAGGAGAGAGAGGCGGCUCGUGUCUGCUGUCCUUCCUUCCUGGAGACGCCGUCAGUCUUCUAAUCAGCGAGCCGAGAGAUGGCUGGCACUACGGACAGAACGAGAGAACUGGACGGAAAGGCUGGUUUCCCUUCUCCUACACACAGCCGUUCCCGAACACGUCGACACCGACACAGCACGACGCUGUCAGUUCUCCUGGCCUGUCCAAACUGAACAGUACGAGUAUGGGUCAGUUAGACAGGCUGCCCCCUGCAGGUGAGUUUGUGAAACUCAGUCCCGACUCAGAGGAGGAGCGAGGGAUCAGCACGUUUAGGCCACGCCCCUACAGCAUGAUGAACCCGGACAUCAGACGCACGAGUCCAGGACACGCCGAGCAGAAGGGCAAAGAGCAGUUGUCCGGUGAGCGCUCUUCUCCUCCGCCGUCUCCCGCCAGGACCAAUCCGUUCGCUCAUAUCCGUCUGAGGAAGACGGUGACCAACGACCGCUCGGCUCCGCUUAUCGAAUAGGGAACGUCGUCUGUUUUGUUAACGUUUCCCUUUUGAUUGACAGAAAAAAAAGCCAGUAAAUGUGUAAAUCCUGUGGGGGGAAAAAAUAGUGUUCUAUUCAAACAGCUACUUCUUUGUUUUCUUUUUCUUUCUUUCUUUCUUUUUUUUUUUUUUUAAAUCUUUUUCGUCUGAGCCACUGAUUGAUCUAUUUUUGAUUUAAAAAAAAAAAACACAUUUAGAAAAGAAUAUUUGUUGGUUUUGCUUCCAUGUUGAUGAACAAACAGUCUAAAUAAUGGCUUGUUACUCAAAUUAAUGUGCCAAUAAUAAUCUGUGCCAAAAAUGUUCUCUAUAUUCUCAUGGUUUGGAUGAGGCAUGUGCUGGAAAUCAGGUUAUUCUACGGACUUAAUAUAUUUAAAACGCAAUAAAGUCAGCAUUCAGUUCAUUAUGAGCCUGCCUAGGUGGUCACAUGUUUGAUGGAAAUCUCCAUGUUAGAGCUUUAGAUACUGUAGCUGAUGUCAUUGUUCCAUUCCCAGCAGAUAAAGCAAAGGUUUCCUAGCAAAACAAAUCCACGGUGAGACACUUCAUGUGUAAGUAAGCCUUGUUUCAUUGCUUUAAAAGUUACACAAGUCACUGACGCUGUGUCAAAAAUGAUUCAAAGAAUCAAUAUCUACGUUAACUAGGCAAUUAUCUCUGUACGUUAGCUAGCUAAGUACAAAUUUCCGUCAAACUUUUGCUCGGAGAAUUUAAGUUUUCUCUCAAACAUGAGCUGUUUACAUUUCAAUUUCCGGUCAAAAAAUAGCUAGCGAGUCUGUCACGUUUUAGCUAGCUACUUUUCUCUCAAACGUUUGCGAUUUGCAAAUGUCUACCUAUCGUUUUCUCGCUAAUUACAAUUUUCUCUCAAAUGCUAGCUAGCUAAUUACAAAUGUCUGUCAGAUGCUAGCUAGAUAGUUACACUUUUCUCUCAUAUAUUAGCUAGCUACAUUGCAAGCUUCCCUCAAUCACUGGCUAGCGAAUUGGUUUUCUCUCAAAUGAUGGCUAGUUACAUUAGUUACAAUAAAAUUUCCUGUCACAAAUAUGCUAGUGAAUUACAAUUGUCUAUCAAAAGUUAGCUAGCUAAUAACUUUUUCUCUCAAAGCUAGUGAAUGACAAAUGUUACAAAACAUAGCAGGCUAAUCAUAAUACUCAUUCCAGUGAUCGCUAGUUACAUUGCAGUAUCCUUUCAAACAUUACAUAGUUACAUUAGAACUUCCUGUCAGUGGUAAGCUAGCGCCUUACAAUUUUCUCUCGAACAUUAGCUAGUGAAUUACAAAUGUCUGUCAAAUGCUACCUAGAUAAUUACAGUUUUCUCUCAAACAUUAGCUAGCUAACAUUGCAAUCUAAUCUUCAUCUAAUCAAUCAUUAGCUAGGAAAUUAGUUUUCUCUACAUUACCCUUUCAAUGAAAUUACCUGUCAAAAAUAAGCUCGUAUAUUACAAUUGUCUGUCAUAUUUAUGCGGCCAAUAACAAAUGUCUCUCAAAUGUUUUCUAGCUAAUUAUGAAUUUCUCUCAAAUGCUAGUGAGAUUGAGAUUAAUGCUUGAGAUAUUUUUUUCUCUCAAAUAUUAGAUAGCUGCAUUACAAUUUUCUCUCAAACAGUCGCAAGUGAAUUUCAAAAGUCUAUCAAACGUUAGUUUUUUCUCAAACGUUAGCUAGCUACAUUACAAUUUUCUCUCAAAUAGUGACAAGUGAAGUUUAAAUGUUUAUCAGUCGUUAAGUAGAAAACAGUUAUCUCUCGAACAUUAGCUAGCUAAUUACAAUUUUCUCUCAAACAUUGCUUGUCGCUGGAGUGAAGAUUUCUGUAGUGUGCUUCCACACUCUGUCGCCUAUCUAGGGCUCUAAUAUGGAGAUUUGUGGUUGUGCCUUGAGCCGUUUUGAAUAUAUACAUAUCCUCUAGAUUAUAUAGAUUUUGUUUAACUUACCUUGUCUUGGCUCAGCUGUUCUGUAGAUGUAUUUAGUAAGCGUAGACAUAACAGCUAAGUAAUGUUGUUAUUUUGUUAUUUGAUUUGAUAAAAUACAGUAUUUCAUCGUUUGAAGGCUCCAGGAAGUAAAAUCGUAGAAGGUCGAUUUGUGGGUAUGUUUUCUUACUGAGGAAAAGUUGUUGAGUUUUUGAUGGUUAAUGAACGUAGGUCCAUGUUCUGGAUAUAUAAAGUGUGAGACUUUGUUUUAAUGUUAAUGGCAUCAACAUUACAGAAAUUUCCAUUGAUGGUAUGUCAGUAUAUCUUUCUUAUUUAUACCACCGCAGUGUUGAAUUCUCGAUUCUGAUUGGUCGGAAAGUGUUUACAGUAGUGCAGCUGUAAAUCGCAGGUUUAUAUUAAUUCACGUGUUCUAAUAUGUUCUCGUUUCCAUAGUAACAUACACAGGGACUCGUAUGGCGUACAAUAGAAUAAAAUAACUUCUCUGUGGUAACCGUAACUCUACUUCGUCACACAACCCUGUUGUUGAUCAUUUUCCUAUGACAGCAUGCCCUCUAGUGUUUGAUUCAGAGCAAUACAUCCAACAUCCCAUUAAAAAAAAUUAGUUAAGGUUAUCUGACAUCGUCUAAUUUCUGAAGGUACAGCGAGAAACGUUUUGAACAGAAAAUAUAUUCUCUAAUAAGUGGUGAUUAUCAGGGGGCCAAGCACUAAGUCAGUCCUGCGAGAAUCCUGCAAUCUGUAAUCAGCCGAAGCGUAAUAUUCACAUGAAUGUAAAUGUGUUUAAUUAUGUCGGUUGACAUUUAUGAAGUUUAACAGUGUGAUGUUGCUAAAUGUAACAUUAGCAAUAUUGCAGAUUAUCGCGGUGUAUCAUGAUUUCCGCUCAAAUAGGCCAAAUUCAUGUCGGAAUUAUUAAAUACACCGAUUUUUGGUAAGAUUUCUGAAGGUUAAAGAUGCGAUGUAAAAAAACGUGAAGCUGUAUAGCGUAAUAUAGGUAACGAUACAGCGAAAUCAUCACUGACAUUUGGUUAAACGUGUGAAGGCUCGGAAAGUGACUCCAGAAAGUGAUUAAGAACGUUUUCGGGAACGUGCGGACGUGUUGGAGGAGGAAAGAUUUGAUCUAAUAUUUGACUUUCGCCUGUUUCUUCUGUGGCGAGAGUUCCGGACGAUUAGAGGCCACUUGUUUCUCGUAGUCAGUAGCUAGCUAUUAUCGGCUAGCACAUCUUUCUCUCAAUUUAGCACCGUGUAUUUACAGUAAUGACUACAGCAACUCGGAACUUUUUAUAUAAAAAUGUAUUAAAGUCUUCUCCCGAACGCACUCGAUUUGUUUUGAAGCAAAAUAUCAUGUCUGAUUUGCGAGUUUUAACCCUUAGGUCUGAGAGAAACGGCAGACAUUUGCGAUAGCUGAAACAUUUAACGUGAUGAUGUUUGAUUAUUUUGGUCAUUCUUAAAUAAAUCUAUGGUUAUAUUGAGUAUAUGAAUUAAAUUCCUUUUUUUUUUUUGGCUUGAGUAGGACCAAAUUUCAAAGUCCUGUGAUGCGUAACAUCUCCAGUUUUUUUUUUUUUAAUUUUAUUUUAAGAUUAUUAUUAUUAUUAUUAUUUGUCUAUUUUGGGAUUUUAAAGGAAGUGAAGAGUGAAAACACUGAAAAUUUUAACUGCUAAGAUUUCUCUCAGGAGAAAGUUUGGAGUUUAAUUUAAAUAAUUGUAGCUUGUUGUUGGAUGUUUGUCUCAUGUAGCCAUGUGUCUGUAUUCAAUUAUACGCUGUACUGCGAUUUUUAACACGCACAAUAUUGUUACACUGUAGAAAUCUCAUCAUUCCUCUGGCUGGGGAUUUUAUAAUGUGAUUAACAAGAAAAUAUGUAAUGUAUUGGAAAAAAAAAAAAAGAUUUUUCUUUUUAAACUGGCACAUGCCUAUAUAAAUUUAUGUAUCUAAGUUUCAGAUCGUUUGAAUUUUAAAUAUGUUUAAAAUGGACUUGAUGUGUGACAUCUGUUUUGUUUUCCAUAAAUCUGUGCCUUAAAUCAUAGAAAACAAGAAGAAUGACUGUAUGGCGUCCACUGAAAUGUAUUUCCUUCUCUACUACAUUUGCUGUACAUACAAAAACGUUCAAACGUUUCUGAUCAUUAUAGCACACAGUGUUUGUUUUUUUUUUGUACGUUUUCAGUAUGCUUUCAAGGAAUAACUGUGACUAUGUGAUGAUGGUCUUAUCUCUUCGUUUUCAGUGUUCUUAGAAAUAUGUUUUAUUAGUAAAGAAAAUGAAACUAAUCAGUAUUAAUGAAGACCGAGAAAGUUAUAUUACGCUCAUACCGAACGUGUCACGGUGUGCGUACGCCGUCGUUUCACACUAACCUGCUGUGUAAGAAUUCAAAUAAAUAAAUCAA